CCCAUCAGCCAGCCCACGUGUGCGAUACGAGGAUCUACCCAGCGUGUCCCUCGCUGGACGUCCUCAAUCCAUGCUUCGUCCUGACCCUGCUCAGCCCAUGGCGAGCCAGAUUUCCGUUACGAAGCAGACUGUGACCAGUGAACGCACUGCUGGCGCCAGUCAUCGGCGCCGCAAGCAGGAUGCCAACUUCCUGUGCCCAGUACCUGGGUGUGGCAGCACGUUUACGAGGAGCUUCAAUUUGAAAGGUCAUAUGCGUUCGCACAAUGAAGAGCGACCAUUCCAGUGCAAGUGGCCGGGAUGUGGCAAAGGGUUUGCCAGGCAGCACGAUUGCAAGCGACAUGAACAGCUUCAUUCCAACUAUCGUCCUUUCACGUGCGAUGGCUGCAAUAAGACCUUUGCGCGAAUGGAUGCCCUGAACAGACAUUGUAUGUGCUGUGCCUUCUUUAUGCUCCGUUUAUCGCUCAUCGAAAUUCCUGUAGUGCGUUCUGAGGGCGGUGCUGACUGCCAGAGAAUUCUCGAUGCCACAAAGCAAGAGUCUGACCGUGGCCCUGUACCCAAGACCGAGGAAAACGGGUGGACUAGCAUGAGUAGCAUGAGCGUUAUGGUAUAAUGCUCUUCCAUCCUCGCCAUCUCGACUACGCAGCAGCCCCCGUAAUAACCGACAUGAUCUGUUUAAUCUCUAUACAUCUCACCACCAAGACUGCUUACCAUACGCCUGGGACGCUUCUGCGGUUUCUCUUGACUCAAGAUUUUGCUAUACUACCCUCUCGCUUCUCGUCUUGUCACUUAUCAUGUUAUUGA
Molecule: messenger RNA, 801 nt
Organism: Suillus clintonianus
Lineage: Eukaryota; Fungi; Basidiomycota; Agaricomycetes; Boletales; Suillaceae
Exons: 2
Coding region: 71-610 (179 amino acids)
Biological process (GO): regulation of transcription by RNA polymerase II
Cellular component (GO): nucleus
Molecular function (GO): RNA polymerase II cis-regulatory region sequence-specific DNA binding; DNA-binding transcription factor activity, RNA polymerase II-specific
Source: RefSeq, a predicted model, not a curated record